UUUCAUUGGUUCUCUCCUUUUUCAAUCAUUCAAGUGUUGACGUUGCAGAGAGUGGUCGUGUAUGAACGCUGAGGUUAAUGCAGAAACAUAGGGUGAAGUAAAUGGGAACGAAAUCGUCCAAAAACGAAGAUGGCGACGACGAUCCCAGCGCUGACGUCGGGUUCAACGACUUCGAGGUCCUUCGUUCGAUCGGAAAGGGAAGUUUCGGCAAAGUUUGCAUCGUGAGACGCAAGAAGACGGAGAAUGAGGUUUACGCGAUGAAAUAUAUGAACAAACUAUCAUCAUGGAAACAUGGGGCCAUCGAUCAUGUGUUAAGGGAGCUGGAAAUAUUGUCGACGCUACGUCAUCAGUUCCUGGUGAAUUUGUGGUUUACUUUUCAGGAUGAAGAAGAUAUCUUCAUGGUCAGCGAUCUUCUCAUGGGUGGCGACCUCCGUUACCACAUUCAACGACACGUGCAUUUCACUUUCGAUGAUGUUCGAAUAUAUUUCUGUGAACUAGCUCUGGUACUUGACUAUUUGCGCAACAAACAUAUUAUACACAGAGACAUCAAACCCGAUAAUAUCCUCCUUGACGAGCGAGGCCAUCUUCAUCUAACGGACUUUAACAUCGCUACUGUACUUAAUGAUGAACAUCCGUGUGCAAAGUCAUUCGCUGGAACAAAGCCUUAUGCAGCCCCCGAAAUCUUUAAUUCAUCGUCUGGUUACGAUUACGCUGUGGAUUGGUGGUCACUAGGGGUCACCAUGUACGAAGUAUUGCGACACAAACGUCCGUUUAACAUUGGAUCUGACACAACGAAUGAAGAAGUUACAGCUUUACACAACGAUGGCUCAAUCUCGUUCCCUGUCGAUUGGGGGCAACCUAUCAUGAACUUGUUUUUUAAGCUUUUUAAAGUCGACCCUACAAAACGAAUCCAAAGUUUCGAAAGUUUAAUUUCGGAAGAAUUUUGUCAAAAUAUGGAAGCUGAUGAUGUCAUGAGGUUAAAAGGUCAACCCACGUUUCAGCCAUCGCAAAAAGAGUUGAACUACGACCCGACCUUUGAACUCGAGGAAAUGAUCAUCGAGUCGAACCCACUGCAUAAAAAGAAACAAAGGAUCCAAAAACUUAAGAAAAAUUCCCAGAAGAAGAAGUCGCUCAAGCGUGAAAGUUGCUCGGAGCAGGAGGAGAAAGAGGAAGAGUGGGAAAGAGUGAUGGAGGAGAUAGGAAGGAAGUUUGAACCUUUUAAUCGGAAGAAGUUAGAAUUGGCUAAAAGCCUUAACCACACAGCACAAAAUAUUGCCCAGUCAUCUGAUGAGUCAGCAGUAUUAAAUAAUGACUCAGCAAUACCUCAUGAUGACUCAACAAAUAUUGAAGCAAAAGUUGAAACCUCAUGAAACAAAUAGGUAAUGAUGAUGUCAUAAUGAUGAUAUUGAUGAUGUCAUAUUAGUGAUGUCAUAAUGUUGAAGACAAUGUUAACACAAUGUCCAUUGUUAAGGAAAAUACGCUGCGUCAUAAUGAUUGUUAUGACAUAAUUCUUAUUCAGCAUUUUUUAAUCCAUUGUUAUUGUUCCCAAAUAGUUCCCUAAGCGGGCACAAGGUGUAUGAAACAGAACACCCAUGUUAUAACGAAUGUUGUUGCCCUGCCAUGCGAGGAUAAAAAGUUAUUUAAUUCACAAAAUGUUUAGUUCUGUACUUUUAUAUUAUUUUCUGGGUUGAAAUAUAAAGUUAACGUUUAGAAACAUUAAAAUCAUUUAUCGUUUAUUUUUUUAUCAUCGCUAAUCCGAACAAAUCUGUUUUUGAUCAAAAUUUAAACUUUUCCUUUUCUUGCCUUGCUCUUAUUUCAGUCAAUUACACUUUUAUUACAUCGUAAGUACAUCCAUUGUUUGGUGGCAAUAUUGUUUAAGCUUGAUGAUCGCUAUCCGUCCAAUUUCAAAUAAAAAAGUUAUAUUAUGCU
Molecule: messenger RNA, 1929 nt
Organism: Ciona intestinalis (vase tunicate)
Lineage: Eukaryota; Metazoa; Chordata; Ascidiacea; Phlebobranchia; Cionidae
Source: RefSeq, a predicted model, not a curated record